Molecule: messenger RNA, 744 nt
Organism: Venustampulla echinocandica
Lineage: Eukaryota; Fungi; Ascomycota; Leotiomycetes; Helotiales; Pleuroascaceae
Exons: 1
Coding region: 1-744 (247 amino acids)
Biological process (GO): protein ubiquitination; interstrand cross-link repair
Cellular component (GO): nucleus
Molecular function (GO): ubiquitin protein ligase activity
Source: RefSeq, a predicted model, not a curated record
AUGGAAAGGGCGUUGGACAGUGUGAUUUGGGAACGCUGGAUGAAUUCAAGCCUGCCAGAUCCGACGACGAGGCAGAUCGGUCUGUACCUGCAGCUCCGCGAGGCUUUGUGGAUGAACAUUGCAGCUAUCCACCAGGACGAGUCACCGUUCUUCGAGCAGAACUGGCUUGCGGAAAACAUAGAGCCAUUUCAGGGGUUACUUAAUACUAGUAGAGAGGGAAUGGUCCACGGGUUACACCGCGUUGCCACACUAGAGAACCUGGAGGACAUGCGCUCGGCUGGCGAGGAUCUUACGUGCAGAAUAUGCUUUCGUGGAUUCGACGAACCACCAUACGAGCAGCCGGUGCGGCUAUCCUGUACUCAUAUCUACGGAAAAAACUGCCUCGAGAACUGGAUCAGAGAAGCGCAGCCUGGCUUUCACAUUUGCGCAAAGUGCGAUAAAAAAUUUGACGGGCUAGACAUGCUUACGAGGAGUCCGUACAAAGGAUUUACCCCGGCGGGAGCAAGGAGGUACGUCGUUGUGCCGUUGCGACUAGAAGAUGCUGAUGAAGUGGCCCAGUCCGAUCUCGAUGCAGACUAUACCAUAGUAUAUGCUAAUCUUCUGAGGCGAGCAGAGCUAAAAUUUGCUCAUAACGAUCCUCCAAUCCCACCUCCACCAUCUCCGUGGUGGUUGAAAAUGUUAAGAGGAGAGGGGACGCUGAUAUUGCCGGAUGUUGCGGAUGUUGUGGAUAACUCGCAGGUGUAA